CACAAUCACCACCACCCCACCAACACCACGAUACUCACGAUGCGCCCACGACUGCCUAUGCGAAGAAUACCCUUUAUCCGCCCCUUCCGACCUCCUAAUACUCUUAGACCCUUCACUCAGAACACUCUCGCCACCCGCUCACGACCUCAAUUGCCCUUCCUCUCCCCGCCAAACCGCCGCCCUAUAGCCCGAUUUCUCACAACUGAUCACAAACGAUGGAUCAAGGACGAGGUCUGGAGGGCAGGGAAAUACACCACUGUCCUGUGGACAUUAGCGGGACUCCUGUUCAUGAUGGCGUUCGGUGUGCAGCAGGAGUGGCUGGAGCGGAAAUUCCCCUCACCACGCGAAUGGUCUUGGGUGACGCGCAAGGAUUUCCGGAGCACAAAAUGGGACGAGGAUGCCGAUGAUGAGAGAGAUGGUCUUGUAGAUUGGGCAAGGACGGGCGAGGGAUUCCGGACUUUAAUCAAGAGGCUGGAGGAUCCAAAAAUCGAUGGCAAGGGACUGGAGGAGGUGGAUGACGGGGGGAUUCUGGUAGCGGGCAUUGGGAAGACGGGGUAUGAUAUCUCGAAGAAAUCGGAGCCUUGGAGAAGGGGAUACUACGAGGUGUUGAUGGGAGCAGCAAGGGCGGCGGAACAUCUGGAUGGGUGGGUCAGAGACAAGAAGAGAAACGUUGCGUUUCCAAAGAAUGUAGUCAUUGGCCCUUCGAAUCCGAAUCCUCGCCCUGUCCCCCCCGGAGCAAAGUCGGCCCCGAGAGAGGAGGAUUGCGAGCCCGCAUUUGAAUCCCCUGAGACAUACUACAUGCGGAUCCUCACUACACGAGGCUUCAACGAGAAGCAGAGAAUGGAUGCCGCGCUGGCUUAUGCAGCAUGGCUAGAUUUCAAGAAGACGCCGGAGGCAGCACUGGAGAUGUAUAAAUGGGCAUUAGAUAUUGCGACUGCGAACUCUCCCAAGCAGAUCGUGGAUCCAGCGACUGGGAUUCUCAACGCCAAUGCAGGCAUUCCCUCCGCCAACGUUUUGUCCGCAACGACAGCCCUUGCCGUCCACCAUGCCAUCAACUCUAACCUCAAUGUGGCCCUCCCUAUCUUUCUCUCCGUUCUCCGCGCCCGAAAAUCGCUUACCGAUGCACCAACCGUACGAUCAACGUCCACACCCGACGAGGAAGAUGGCGGGUUAUUAAAAACUGUCACAUCCCUCGUGAAAUCUGCUCUCAUGCCUCCCGAAUAUCCCCCUCCGCCAGAUGAUGGAACCUCUCCCCCACUACGGGGCCCUAAGGAACGUUGUGAAGAAGCGGGUAUCAUGACGUACAUUGGAGAGAUCCUCUAUGCGUCCAAGACGAGCAAAACCAGUAAGGAGGAUGGACUGGCAUGGACCAGAGAGGCCGUAGAUGUCGCAGAGGAGGAACUGCGAGGCAAACGAAUCGACAAGGAGGCGAAGAAGACAUGCAAGCAAUGCCUGGAAGUCGGGCUGGGGAACUGGGCGACGAUGGUCGCUCACUUGGCAAGGGAAGAGAAGGAAGCAGAGGGACAGAAGACGAAGACUCGAUCAUGGCUGGGCUUUGGGGGUGAGAAUCAGAAAGAGGUCCCCGGAAGGUGGAAGAGCGAAGAGCAGGUUGUUAGGGAGAGGACGCGGAGGGCUUCGGAAUUCCUUGGCAAUCCCGCGGGUGGAGCUGUUGGAAACAGCUCUGUCUUGUUUGAGUAAAUAUGAACACAGUGGAGCAGGCAGCUCUGUCUCCUUAUGUAUCUUUAUGGCCCUCAAUUUAUGGUCACAAUGUAAUAUGUUGAAAUACCUAGUCGAGCACCAGCCAUGCAAAAUACAUGCC
This is a messenger RNA of Amorphotheca resinae ATCC 22711, 1819 nucleotides long. RefSeq lists its product as hypothetical. The record is from RefSeq and is a predicted model, not a curated record. The transcript has a single exon. Lineage: Eukaryota; Fungi; Ascomycota; Leotiomycetes; Helotiales; Amorphothecaceae. Bases 40 to 1698 code for a protein of 552 amino acids.